This is a messenger RNA of Stylophora pistillata, 10855 nucleotides long. RefSeq lists its product as uncharacterized. The record is from RefSeq and is a predicted model, not a curated record. Lineage: Eukaryota; Metazoa; Cnidaria; Anthozoa; Scleractinia; Pocilloporidae.
UGCCAUAUUCAAUGUGUUGAAGUGUACGGUUCUUUCCAGAUUUGUUCCUUGACCACGAACGUUUCCUGAUGAAACGAUACCUCGACAUAAAUAGAAAUCGUGGCUCUUGUCGCUGCCAACGGAAUAGAUGAAGAAGAAGGCUAGGAAAUUUGGUACUGCAGUUGACAGUUACAGAACAACCCUUCGUUUUCAGAACUCAAACGCGGCCAUUCCGCCGCUCAGAAUAUUAUUUACCUUGUGGGUUUUAUGUUGUGGCUUCGUCGCUGCUCAAAGCAAUGACUCAUCGAUUACUACAGCGUCAGCAAGUGUUUCAGUGCCCGCUUCUUCCGUCUCUCCUGCGCUGGUACAUUCAUCCUCCAGCAAUGCUAAUAGCGCCAGCACCACCACAUCCCAAUCAUUACGCGACAAGACCAGCAUUCUUAGCUUAAUUUAUUCUUCUGGCCUUCCUAUUGUUGGCUCAACGGAGCCUAUUACAUUGGCAAUUUCUUUCGUUACAACCGCGACACCAAAUACGCAAAGCGGCGCGGGAAGUGUACGUUCGUUAUUCGAAGCAUCAUCAUUUUCAAUAACAGGAUUUACCGAACCGCUAACGCUGGCGCUGUUUACGAGAAACUCGUAUUCUCAGAUCCAGAGCCAAAGCAACUCCUCUUUUUCAUCAAGUAUCACUGUCAGUGACUUUGUUUCGUCGGCUCAGUCGAGCUCCAAGGAGUCUAACUCACCGACACAAUCUGUCGAGAAAGUAACCACAAGCCUAAAUCUUCCCGAAAGUUCUUCCAAUUCUACGGCAAAGGAGAGCAGCUUUGGGUUCAGUACAUAUACAGAGACGCCGUCACUUAUUGUUCAUUCAUCGUCAUAUAUCCUUCUGAAUCCAUCUUCAGAUAAGCUUGGUAGAAACACUUUAGUUGUGGAAACUUCAUCAAAGGGAAAAACAGAUGCCUCUUCGUCAAUGUUCUCCUUUUUUAACAUAUCAAACACUUCACUUUUGAUGCAAACAACGUCGAAAAUUUUCCAAAGUACUUCCUCAAUUGCUGGAAGCUCGUCAGGCACAACUGAGGCUUUGAAUUCUGUAUCAAAAAGUAGCUUAGCUCAUAUUUCGCAGUCAAGGACAGCUGCAUAUACUGAUUCAACUAGUGUCACUGAAAGUUCACAUAGUAGUCAACCACACAUUUCCUCCAGAGGAAGGUCUACUGUAACUACAAUAUCGCAAGCAAUCAGCCAGUUUCAUACAUCAAUUAACGCACCUCUGCAAACCUCGCAGACCAAUUCAGUCAACCACAGCUCAUCGGAAAUCUCCGAUGUCGUAAAUACUAGAGUAUCUUUACUUCCGGGGAGUACCACACCCACAGUGACCGUUCAACCAUCUGGGUCCAGCUCACCAUCCAUUCAAGAUCCGGCAACUUCUCUAAAGCACAUCAAACACACAGUCAACGAUUCUUCUACAGUGGAUUCAUCUUCAUCUCAACGUGAAUCGAACUCGCCUUUAGUUUCCUUUGGUGGAGUAAAUACCACCACAGUAUCCCAGGUGACUACCAUGAAGCACACCAGCCCAUUAGUAAAUCCUCCAAGUCCAGUUAGUUCAACAUCACAUGCAUCGAUGCCUCUAGAGAAUUCAGCAAUCCAACCAAGUAAUACGCAACUGAAUACCGUGGUAAAUGUCUCACAGGUUUCAUCUUUCAGUUCUAUGGACAGCUCCGAAUCAGCUGAAUUUCUUUCGUCAUCUAGGACUUCUUUGCCGAACAGCUCUCCUUCAUUCAGUGUAACAGAGACGGCGUCAAACACUUCAAAACCCUCAGAAACGCAGGUUUCAUGCCUGACGACAAAGACAUUUUCUGUUUUUGUAACUGCCACGCGAGAAAUACCAAGCCGAUCCAGUACUUUGAGGUCAAAUACUCCUAUUGGGGAUUCAUUAUAUUCUGAUAGUCUCUCAUAUAGUUCUUCUUUGAAAUCGGGGGUCAUAAGUUUGGUUUCAAUCCAAUUUGCAGCCACCACAACCAAACAGCUUCCUCGUGUCUCCACUGUUACGUCGCUUGUGUCUUCAAGUAAGACCACUUAUGUUUUGACGUCAUCACCCGAGUAUAUCGAACCCUCCACUACAGGAUCUACAAACGAGAGUACAUUUGCGUCUCAAGACUUAAGUGUAGGUUCCACAGCUAUGUUCCAAUCGACACUGUUCUCGUCAUCUGCAAAAACGCGACUGCAAACAGGUGGCUUAAUACGACAGUCGGAAAGCUCUUUGAAUGUAAACAGCACCGCUCAUUCAUUGUCGACACAAUCCGUUGGUGAAUCUUCAGCCAACCAUUCCGUGAGAGAGUCACAUUCAUUUUCAGGUAACAGUUUAUUCGUCGAGGAGGCUACAUCGUCGUCCGAAUUUAUAACCGCCACACCCUUCUUUUCAUCUUCCGGUGACGGGACUGACCUACCUUCAUUGUUUCAAAGUACCACGUUGAAAACAAUUUUCAAGCAGAUUUCUUCCUCGCUUGCUACGUCAAAACGUUUGGAAAAUGCUACCUCGCUAUCUGCGGACUCCGAAACUGCAUUAAUUACAGCAUGGCUUUCUUUUCCUGUUUCGUUCAUUCGCUCUUCACAUUUAGCGUCGAGUACAAUCCACGCUGGAAGUGAAUCUUUAUUAUCUGCGACAGAACUCUUUUCUGGCAAAACCUCUUCAAUUUUCGGAUCAAAGUCACUCAGCACAAACUCAAGCGAAUCGUACUUACAACAAAAAUCACCAACUCCUUCAAUAAUAAGGACGUCAUUAUCAGUAAAAGAAUUAACUCCGGGGAUCCUCCCAACUCUAUCACCUUCGGUAACUAUUUCUUUGUCUGAGUCGGAUUCCAGUGCUUCCGAACUAAGUGCUCAAAAUGUAUCCUCCUUCUCUGCAUCAUCCAAUUCAAACUUAAAGCAAACAUCUAGCAAGCAGCAAGAGGUAACAUUGGUCACCAUAGCAGAGACCCUCUCAAAGACCACAAACCAAUCAAUUUCAGUGCAUGAGAGUUCGUCUUAUUUGCAUGCAAUAUCAAGCUCUACGACAAGAGCGCUGUCUACGUCUCACAUGCAGUUAUCAACAGCAACUCUCAUAUUUGGAAAUUCUACUUCAGCAAGUUCGCCUCCCCAUUCAGCCUCCUUUUCAGAGAGCCAGGGGGUGGCGACCAACUCGUCCACAGGCUUUGUGCUCACCGUUCCGUCUUCAUCAAAACUGACAAGUAUUACAGCCACAGUUCUUGCUCCUAAUUCGUCAGUGACAUCUUCAAAUACGCAACAGUCGUCGCUCAGAUCAUCCUUUACCGAAGUCGUCGCUACCAGUUUGGAAACCAGCUUUAAAACCUCCCGACAGUUUGUCUCGAAUUUAACACCACAGAUGACGCCAUAUUCAACCCAAACAGUCUCAUUGUACACAACGAUGGCUUCGGUUAAUUCCACGAUGAGUCCGUUACCUCACCACAGUCACUCUCCGAGUGUCCGUCCUUUGGUGACAACAAGUUCGACAGUGACUUUGUCAUCCACGCAACAAGUAAGCGAGAAUCUGUCGCAAACAAAGAGUUUGAAAACCUACUCCAUUCAGGAACUAUCAAAAACAUUAGCACCAUCUACUAAUGCAUCAUCGACUAUUUCAACUUACCUUAAUUCAUCAAACACAGUUCUUGAGUACUCAUCGACUAAAACUACAGGGCCAACUGUUUUCGCAUCUUUCACUCCACAGCAGAGUGGGUUGUUGUCGCAAAUCUCGAGUUUGGAGUCCUCGCGCAGCUUGGAAAUUUUAACAAAAGUGGGAACUCUCAAUAUGUCAUACAUAUCUGCCUCUCGAAUCCAUUCACUGAGCAAAGUUUCAGUAACUCAGACAGGUUAUUCUGGAUUUUCAUCUGUAGCCUCACAAGUUACUACAGAAACUAACAAGUCACUAACACACACAAGAGGUCUAGAAACGUCGCAAACUGAGCGGUUGACGUAUGUUAAUCCGUCAGUGAUAUCUUUACAAGUUCAAAUAUCUAGUAAGUUUCUCGUAGCUACCACAAGCUUCAGGGGGUUGUCGUCAGCCUUCAUAUCAACAAUCUCAAGUUUUUCAAGUGAGGGAAGGCCAGUGAAUGCCACCAAGAGUCUUGUGGAACAAUCGAGAGCAACUCCAGAAUUCAGUGUCUCUCUGACGCAAACUACAAGUUUAGCAGUGUCACAAACUUCAAGAUAUACAGCAGUACCAUCUAUAAAUGUUUUAGCGACACCCUCCUCCAAAGGAAAUCUUUCAAGCGGAUUUUUAGUGGUGGCCACCAGUUCACGCGUGAUAAAAUCAGCAACUACAGACCGAAGCACUUUGUUUACGUAUGCCUCCUCUAGAAUAGAAACUUCGCAAAAUUCAUCUUUUACUUCACGGAGUGUACAAAACUUACCAACGCCAACAAUGGCGUCAUUAGACGUGGCAAACACAGCCUCGAAGCAACUGCAUCUUUCAAGCGUUAUCUCGAUUUUUACUGUAAGCGGUACAGCAAUCUCGACUCCAGUAAGGCCGUCCCCUACAGAACAAUUUGUUUCCAGCUCCGUCAUUACGAUACCGUCAGGUAUCUUUGUCCGUUUUGCCGUUAACGUUUCUCUGAGUACAAACAUAAACAAUGUUUCCUUUAGGGCGCAAAUGAAGAACGGGAUUCUUGCAACAUACGAGAACGGAUCUACCGAUGGAACAUCAGCAAACAUAACAAUAGAGAUCGUCAGUAUCGCGAGAGAACCAAAUGACACAAAAGUGAAUGUAACUUUCAAAGCUGUGAAUGUAAGUUCCAGCGCCAGUGCUAGUGAGCCACUUCCUGCUUAUAACGUCAUUCAAACUAUGCUGCGAGCAAGUUUGAGAUUGGGGGCAGCCGUCAGAUAUGAGGUUGUAGAGAAACCUGCCAUCUUUUAUCCAUCUUCGACCUCUUCGUUUUCAACCAUGGUGAUGAUGUUAACGCUUUCAACUUCUUUAAAAUCAAUAAAUGUCACUUCGGUGGCGAGAGAAUCAAGUGCUAAAACAACCUCUGACUCAAGCUCACAUUCAAUUUUAAACUCCACAUCGGUGGUUUACAUGACACCUUCACAGUCUUACUUGGUUACAUCAAAUACGACUCAUAAAACAAGUACUCUCGUGGGUGUCACAAGUCUAUUGUCGCCAGCAACUUACAUCUCUUCUUCGACUACAAGUCUUCCUUCGUCGAUCAUAUUGAAUGGAAGUUCGCCUUCAACGUACUCAAAGGAACUGACAAUUAAUUCUUCAUCUGUCAAAUUUAAAAAAACAUUGUUUAUUACUACCUCAAUUUCAUUUCAUUCGGAAAGUUCAAGCUUUCGUGAGACGUCUUAUUCGUCGAGCGUCGAUAUGAUUAAAACCUCAGCUGUAACAAACUCUUCUGAAAAAGCAAGCUCUGUAAUUUCAGCUUUUACAACGGUUUCAUUGACGCAAGGAACCUCUGCUUUCAAGAGUAUAAAUUUCAAUGACAGUUCGUCAACCUCGAGCAUAAUUUCUCCGUUCCCUUCGUCUACUGCAUGGGUGUCGAGUACAGCGGUGCUUGGAUCAUUGAUAUUUGUAUCCUUGUCUAUUUCGGCGAGCGCUAAUUCAACAAUGGUAUUGAUGACCAAAUCGUCGCUGAGUGCAAGUUUACCUAAGGAGUCUGUAAUCAGCCAAAACGUAUCAUUCCUUACUUCGGCUCCAGCUACUAUGGCCAUACAAGUAACAAGCUCGUCAAAAGUUGCUUUGUCAAAUCACUCAGAGGGAAGCUCUCAGUUAUCAGUCUUCCUUCCUAGAACAUUUACUUCCAGCUAUUCGGUAGGAAAUGCUAGUGCGACCACAUUGCUCGAGUCUUCGGCGAUAAUAUUUCGCAGCAGCCCAACCACGAUUGCUGUAAACUCUUCGAAAUUGGAGAUAUCUAUUCUAGCAUCAUCAACCAUGAGAUUACCUAUAAGUUCCAGUCUUGUUGAGACACUUGCUACGGCUCCGAGUAAAAUGUCGUCAGCUGCACCCAGCACCAUUAGCUUUUCUCGUCAUUCACCUUCUAUUUCUUCUGUGAUAGGAGCAAAUCAAACUGUAAGUACAGUAUACGGUUUACCAUUGCUUACACCAAAUGUAUCGACCAUGGUAUCAGGCACAACACACCUUAUCCGACCCUCAUAUUCGAGUGAGAUCCUCAGCUCAAGUGUUGGAACAGUUCUGUCCUCGUCAGCGGAGACUGCUGCCACAGUCGUUCGAGUUUCAACGUCUACAUCGUUGUUAGUUAACACAACUCUUUUCUUGAAUUCUUCAACUUCAAGUUCGUAUAAUACUGCAGUCAUCACUUCUAACAAGGGUAUCGUAGGCAGUACUACCUCUUCACCCGUCAUGAGGUCAAGCCUGUCAAUAAUUAAUGUUCUCACAACGCGCAGUGUCUCGCAAGUGUCGACGGUACCAACAGUGACCCGUGAGAACUUAACGACAGAAGUCACACGAAGCAGCCUUAGCCUCUCCAGUUACUUUGUACGAGGAAGCUCACCGUCUCCUUCGGGAAAAUCAGCAAAUACGACACUUUCAAGUACUAGUGCGGAAACGAUGACCUCACUAAAUGGUACUCAAACUGCCACACGAGAUCUAUCGUCUGUGGCACCAGCAGUAACUUAUGCUGUUUCGAAAUCCAUAACAGAGACCUUGUUGACUAGUAGCACUGUGGAAAAACAGUUCACCACGGCUGCCAGAUUGGUUUCUAGUGAUUCACUGGGUUAUAGACCUAUCCGGUCCACGGUAUCCUCAUCAGCCACUUAUUUAACCUCAAAUGCUUCUGCUAUCUUACCGAAAUCUACCCUACUAAUUCUUCCAAGCAGUAGCUAUGGGCUAACAACAUCAACAGUGCUAUUGCAAUCCAAGACAGCGACUGACAGUAAACAAGUCUUAUCUCCUACCUCUGUGGGUUCAGUUCUAACGACUGAAUCUUCCAUUUCUACUGGUAUUCCCGGAACGCGCUUUUCCAGCUUGGUGGUGACUACAGAUGUCAUAAAGUCAAGCCUCACUGAUACUGUGGUUAGGCACUCUGUGAUUUCUUCAAAAAGUAUUUUUACUCCAGUUCAGCCUACAUCCUAUCAUUCCCCUGCUACUACUAUCAAAGUGUCUUCAGCAAAGGGCUUCAUAACUUUGUCCCCUGUAACUAGAAGUAGUGUAAGAAAGCAGGUAUUGUUUACAAGUGCUACAGUUUUGUCUUCGACCGAGACUUUUAUUCCUUCGAGACAACUAACUCUAGGUCCAGCUUCAAUAACCGUGGCCGAGAGUAGUUUGGAGACGUUGCCGCCAACAUCUGUGAGAAGUUCUAUGUCUUCCCCUGUAACGGACACAAGCACUAUAAAGAAAACUUCUAUUGCCACGUCGCUUCCUCAAGGCUCCUCCUCUGAUCUUUCAUCUCCACUUCAGAGAACAUCUUCGCACAAGGUCGCCACAACCAGGAGCAUCACAACAUUGCUGACGAAGAUGGAUACAAUGACAACGAAGAGUUUCAUCGCCUCUGAAAAGAGUGCGAAAGCCACUUUAGUGACAGAAACCCCGGCAAAUUCUCUUACCUCAAUUUCAAAAACAACAGCACUGUUGACGGCCAAACUUUUGGAGAGCACCGUAAAGGAGACAACAUCAAUUAUACCAGAGGAAAGCUAUUUGCCCUCAAAAACUGUUUUGAUUUCCGCAAGUUCAACCAUAGAGUUGCCAACUGAGCCUGUACGCCCUACUGCUAAUGCAAACGAUACUGAAGGCCUUGUUGGUAUUCAGAUACUUGUUCCAGAGAACGAGGAUGAAAAUGCUGACUCCUUCCGCGUGCAAAUCGAAUCACGACUUGCAGAAGCGUUCAGGUGGGGUCAGCGGAAAGGAAGUGAGCGAAAAAGGAGGGACGUGCAACACCUUAACAAGCCUCGUCGUGUUCACUCUGACGCCAGAAUUGAUUUUCAUCCCAGAAAGAGGAGGACCUCGGUUCGACUGGACAAAGAUCGAGGAAACCGUCUCAGGAGAGAAGUCGAUAAUAUUACUGUAUUGGCGGAAACCAUUAGAAGAGCAAAAGCGAUUGUAGGAGAGGAAGUCAUUGACAUAGAAUACCGAGUUUUUAAGGGAUUCACUAUGUUAUCUGCGGAACAUAUUGUGAAGACAAUGAACAGACUAAGCGAAGCUGAGAUGGUUUCCACCUUGGGAUAUGGGGUCACCCUACGACCAUACGCUGUUAAAAAGACACAGACUACGGUGCCUACAAUACCACCUACUAAAGCCGACUUAGACUGGGCCACUAUUAUUCCCGCUAUUGCUGUUUCUUCAGCAGUACUACUGUUUCUUUUAUGUGCCUGUAUAUGGGUCAGGUGUGCUGGAAGAAAGAAAAAAGUAAAUCCAUUUAAGAACUUAAACCCCAAAGAGGCUCCAUACAAAAGCCUUGAAGUAAAGGUCCAGGCUUCUCCCGAAACGAUUUCCCCUAAAAAUCCCUACAGCACUCCAACGGUGAAAAGAGCGAGUUCAAGCAGUAACGAAGGUUCGAGAAAGGGCCCUAAAUCUCCUGAUCCGGAUUACUCUAAUCAGCGGUACAUAAGAAGAACUGAGACUUCACAUGAUUCCCACGAAGAUAUUGAGAUGGCGCAAUUAGCAGGAGUUGUGGAGAACAUUCCACAAUUCAGAGAUGAGAAGCUUCUGUACGGCAGUCAUGGUCGUCAAGAGAAGCCUUUACGUUUCACACAACUUCCUCCUCUUGUGAAGACGUCUCUGGUCGGAAAGGAUCACUCUGAUCCAGAGAAAUUAACAGAGCUAAAGAAAGAAAAGCAACGAAUCAUUGAUGAAUCAGGUGUACCACAGCCAAACGUAGAAAGAUGGAGGAAUAAAAUGCUUCAUCGAGAAAAACUCCGUCAAGAUAUGAGGGAAAAAGAACGCGAAAAGGAUAAAAAGUUGAAGAGACUGGAAAAAGAAGAAAGGCUGGAACCGGAUAAAGAAAAAUCAGAGGACCGUCCAACAACACCUCGAAGCCUAACAGCAGAACGUAAGCGAAGAUCCCGUGCCGACCGUUGGCGAAAAAACAAAGUCGGUACCUCAAGCUCGAAGGGCACGAGUAGCAGCAGCAGUAGCAGCUCGGGUAGCGACUCAGAGGGAAAGAGGAAAGACGACAAAGCCGAAGAGAAAAAGAGAAAACAAAAGGAAAAAGAGAAAAGAAGGGGAGCAAAGGUGCCGCCUCUCGCGAUUGGCCGAGCUGCUCGAGAGGCAAAACGAGAAACCGCUUGGACUAUCAAGGAAACUCCUGGUGUUCGCCUCGUGUCCGUCAGACCGCACAGUGAGGAGUGGCAACCACAAGCACCGGAGUCCACGCCCAUGCCGGUCUAUGAAGUGCCUCAGACACGGCCGGUUUCGCCCCGCCGACAGCAAAGAGAUCGAGUCCAUUUUCUGCUGGAAACUGGGUACCCAGUCUGGCCAAUGAUGACAAGUCCUCUGGUACAACCCGAUUAUCCAGAGGAAGAGGUUCACUACGAGGAUAUGGACGGUUUGGAUCCAUAUAUUCCUCAGUAUGAUCAAGGAAUACAUGUUAAUGGAGACACCAUUCCAAGCGUUCCCCCAUCAGAACCAAGGAAAGCCUUUGGUGGCUCAACAUUUAUCGACGACGAUCACAUUUAUACAGAACCAAAUUUAUCUCCUGCGUCACUUCCCCAUACACGCCUUGUGAACCCUCAUCAGAAUCAAACACGUCCACUGGUUCCUACACAGUAUGCACAUGGAUAUAUAGCGAGGCCGCCAGUGUCUAGAGGCCGCCCAACGUCCGCCUCACAGCAUCCCGGAGCUUCCAGGCCUGUCGGAUCUGGAAGGCCAACUUCUGCCAGGACGGACCCUACAAUGCCUCAUUAUACACCUUCACCAUUACGAUCGUCACGUCCCGAUCGAAAAGUGGUAUCGUUGCCGGGUUCCAGAUAUUUGCUGGGUAAUCGUCCUACAGUCGCCACCGCACCUCAACCUAGCAUUGGUACGUCUCCGCGUUACAUGGUAGAUCCUGAACGGAGACAGGAGCCUCCCAGCUCUUACGACGGUGCGCGCAUGAUCUUAGCUCGGGCUAAGUCAAACCUUGACCGUUUCGAACAAGACAGUAGAGUCAACAUUCCGCAUGAAACCGGUCCACCACCCGCUUUGGAGCCUACGGACGCCACCCCGCAAAAGAAGAUACAGCCUCAUAUUCAGCCUGUAAGAGGGCAAAGUCGAUAUACAUCCCAAGAGGAAACUCAUCCUAUUGGUAACUCCCGCAUGAAGGUGUCUGCUAGAGAACGUUCUGAGUUGGAGGCCCAGUUGCUGGUAUCUCGCGCUUUAGCUCGGGCCAGAGCAAACAAAAUAACGACUGCAAAACAUCAAGGAAGCACCUUAAAAACACUUGAGCUUGUUAAAAAACGAAUAACCCAUCAUGCCGUCAAAACGAAAUACAAGAAAAAGUCUAACAAAGAUAGCAGUAGUAGCAGUAGCAGUAGCAGCAGUUCAAGUUCAAGUAGUUCAGAAGGAGCUGUAAAGAAAGAAGGCAAAUCCAAAGAUAAAAUGAAAAAGAAAUCAUCCGGGAAACGGGCAAUCGUACGGCCUCUUCCGACCACGCCCCCAGUUAUUAAAACAUAAAUUUGUCUUUGAGUAAGAGAAUAUCUAUCUAUGAUAAGAUAGAGAAUAUAUAAUGAAGUUAAAAGAAAAAUGGAUACUAUUAGGCAAAAAUCAAGUUAUUAUAGAAGACCUAUUUUUUCAUUCAUCGCGUCAUUCAUUUACUUAUGAUAAAAGUAUUCAAGAUCCAAUUUAUUUAACCUGGUUGUGACUUAACAGCUUGAAAACAUGUGCUAGCUGUAUGAUUAACAAUUGGGUCCAUCUUCCAUUAAACCGCUCAAACAGUUUAGUGUGAGCAUUACAUCGUCU